Molecule: messenger RNA, 4126 nt
Organism: Acanthopagrus latus (yellowfin seabream)
Lineage: Eukaryota; Metazoa; Chordata; Actinopteri; Spariformes; Sparidae
Gene: mpnd
Product: MPN domain containing
Exons: 6
Coding region: 1762-3435 (557 amino acids)
Biological process (GO): double-strand break repair
Cellular component (GO): BRISC complex; BRCA1-A complex; membrane
Molecular function (GO): metallopeptidase activity; polyubiquitin modification-dependent protein binding
Source: RefSeq, a predicted model, not a curated record
AAACCUGAGCGAAGACAGAAAGCAAAAAUCAAAUCUGUGGGACAUAACCGUCAACAUCUCUCUUGAAAGAUUAUGUCCUAAUGCAGAAAAGUCAAUAAUCUAAGAUAUAUAAAGAAUAAACUGAGUGUGACAAAUACAAAAAAGGUAGACAGAAUAUAUAAGAUAUACAAAUAUUCUAAUAUAAAACAUCAGAGGAUACAGUAUGCUGUACUUUAGUAUAUACAAGUAAUUUAAAAAUUAAAAAGUAAUUUAACACACAUACACACAGACAUUAUGUAUGUUUGUAACAUCCUAACCGUCCUCACCCUGUCACACAUGUUGUCCUCGGUGCCUGACACAAACAGCACGGGAACAUUUUCAGGCUAAUUUCAGUUGAUUCUUUUGAGAGAAACAACUGAGUACUAGAUAUUAUGGUUCAUUAUUUGUUCAGUGUGCAAUUCAAGGGCACAUUUAUAGAGAAUUACUCUUUGGAAUCUUUUUUGGCAAACAACUUGCACAAAGUUGCAUGAACUAGGUGCUGCUGUAGAUGAAAUUUGUACUGAUUUGUCUUUUUACAUUUGUGCUGUUGAUGCUAGCUAGCAAUUCUUUGGAGCAAUAGAUAGAUAUUAAUUGUUAGAGGUCCAAUAGCUUUUUAUUGCUAGCUAGCUAGCUAGGUUAACGUAAGAUAGAUAGAUAGAUAGAUAGAUAGAUAGAUAGAUAGAUAGAUAGAUAGAUAUCAACUACUAGAGGUAAGUGCUAGUUGUCUAGUUAGUUUUUCUUGGCUAGCUACCUUACAAUAGAUAGAUAGAUGGAUAGAUAGACAGAUAGACAGAUAGAUAGAUAGAUUAGCUGCUAGAGGUCUAGUUAGCUUUUUCCUGCAAGCUAGCUAAUGUGAGAUGGGUAGAUAGAUUGAUAGAGUUAAACAAUAACAUUAAGAUAAGAUACCACUGCAGUCAUUUAUUGCCAAUUUGUUUAUUCAGUCAAAAAUGGACAUAGUUUGUAUGUAGUUAGUUUAGGAAUAAAAAAAUCAGUCAUUGAAGAUCUUUAUCUUCUGAUAAAGAUUUCUUCCCCAAAACUACGUAGUGCGCCUUUAAGAGAAGGUUAUACAAUUCUCAAAAAUAAACUGAAAGGUCACUCUUGACUUUUGGAGGACAUACAUAAGAAUUUGCCUUUGUGGUAUCAUCAGCAGCCCCUUUCACACAGAGAAGAUGCAUUAUCGCCUGGCAGCGGUUCGCCAAUUCUCCGCCAUUGGUCAUUCACACAGAUUUUUUUUUUUCUACACAAACGCUUGGUGAGCUAAACUUUUUUGCCGGUGACUUUGCUUUGUGGGACAUUUCUCUUUAUUAAAUUGAGUGAGAGACCUGUGUAGUUAUCAGACCAUCUGGUCGGCGCGCCCUUGAUAUGCGCAGCUGGCUUAUCCAUUCACACUGGUUUCGUUCGCCAAUAAUGCGCCCCUGAUACUACUUCCAGAGGCGUAUCAGCGCUGGAGUGAAAUUUCGCUCCUUGCUGCCUCUGAGAAUUUCACAGGCAGAGACUUGCCGCAGGAUCUCCGCAUGCAAAUGGCAGUAUGAUUGGGGCUGCUGUGAAAUUGUCUGUUGUGGGAUUAAAAUGUGGCAUCAAUUUUCAACAUCUUUUCUCGGAAACACACCCUCAGUGGGUGUGGGGAUUCCUGGAAGUGAUUGCAUAACAAUUAACAUUGGGCACAGAUGGCCCUUGUUAUUUCUUCAGUGAGAAGUUGUUCUUCUGUUCGCUUCAUUUUGAUUCCCGUGGACUGGCAUCAAAAUGAAAGAGAAUACUUUAUUGUUAUCCAUUCUUUUCCUGAGCUUCAGCUCUUCUGCUGGUCAGGAGGAAGGUUUUGUUAGGCUGGCUGGUGGUCAAGAUCACUCUGAGGGCCGUGUGGAGAUAUUUCAUAAUGGAUCUUGGGGGACCGUGUGCGAUGACGGGUGGGACAUAAAUGAGGCGCAGGCAGUGUGUCGCCAGCUCCAUUUCCCUGGUGCAAGAGAAACUAUGGUAUCAUUUGGCGGAGGCGAUGGACACAUCUGGAUGGACGAUUUAGGCUGUAUUGGGACAGAGGUCAACCUGCUCCACUGUACAUUUCCUGGUUGGGGGAUCCAUAACUGUAAUCACAAUGAAGAUGUUGGUGUUAAAUGCCAAAAAGAAUCUACCGAAAGAGGUACAAUUGAGUACAGUUUGUACCACAUUGCAAGCCUCUCUCACCAGCUGGGGGAGCUUUUUGAUAGUGGACGUGACUGUGACUUGAACAUUGUGGUGGUGGUGGACAACAACACCAUUGAGACAAUCUGUGCUCACAAGGUCAUCCUUUCUUUGGACUCAAACCUCAAAACUUUACAGCCAGACUUAAACAGCCUCAGCAUUGAUGUCACCUCUGUUUGCAGUCAACACGCCAAUGACUUUGUCAGAUACUUCUACACAAGGAAAAUCAAAGUUACGCUAUCAUCUGCCCUUUGCAUUCUCAAGAUGGCAUUCAACUGGGGUCUGGUUGAAUUUCAGAAUGAGACUUUAAGCAUCUUGAGGCUGUUUCUUCCAGAGGAUCCCACUUUUCAGAGUCUGAACUCUAUCUAUGAGUACGCAGUUCUUACUGAUGAUGAGGCUCUACAGGAAGUUUGUGUUCGCUUCCUGGCAUGGAACUGUGAGGCGCUGAUCCGUUCCCCAGCCUGGGAAAAUCUUCCAUUUGAUCUUGUCAAAGCUCUUUUGUCUCGGUCGGACCUUGUGGUACGAAGUGAAAACGUCAUCCUGAAUGGACUGGAGAGAUGGGCGGCAGCCCGAGAAAAUGCAACAAUUCCUGAGGACCUUCUGAAGCUUAUUCGUUUUCCAAUGAUACCAGUUGUGGACUUGUUCUCUCUCAACAGCUCACCAUACUCUGCCAGUAAGUUGCAGGGCUUUCAGUUUAAUGCUCUGCCCUCCACAGCAUUGCUCAAUGACCUGAAAGAAGAACAAAACAUCUACACAUCCAGGAUUUACACUGGCAGCCCAUGGAGCUUUACCUUUGACUACUAUGUUCUUGAAGCUCACAAAAAUUUGAGUUACUACAGUCGUAAUGGCCAGCUCAUCAAUAAUCUGACAUCUAACUUCCAAACACCUGUUCAUUACAGUGCCUACUUUACUUUUUGCAAUGUGAGCUGGAAAGCAAGGGUGUUUGUCAGUGAUGAAGAUUGCUCAGCUGAACACAUUGUUUGCCCUUCUUUGCCAGUUGUAAGUUUGAAGAUUGAGGAAGAGAACAGAGCUUUGCCUGGUGGGAUGGAGGGAAGUAUUCAGUACAACAAUAGAAUUGUUAUUCAGUGUGAAGGGAGGUAUGUGGUCCAUGUUGAGGAUUUUGAUGAUGUCGCUGGUAAGAAUAUUAAAUUUGUCCCGAGCAAUGCUGAGCUAAUCUGUCCAUGUGACUCAAACCUGUUCACCUACAAAAUGGUGAUACGUCCUCAUUAUUCAAGAGAUUAGCUUCUGUUCAGUAAAACAGAACUUCAGCAAAGAGGAUAUGGACAAGACUGAUUUAUGAACAGCAUAUGAACUUUUACAUAAACAUGGAAGUAAACAGGAAGUAAAACGUGACCUGGCUUGGCCUGUACAUGAGCCUGGCCACACACAGAAAUGUGGCUCAGUUGUUCAGGGCUGAUAACUGUUUGAUUGGUUUCCAUUUGUCUUUGCUUUGCUACAAGAUGGUACUCGAGGAAAGCCUGUUGAAACAUUUCUGAUAUUCUUAUAUCAACAGAAUUUAAGUUUAUUAAGAAAUAUAAUUUGAUUAUUAAGUCUCAUUCCUUGAUCGUCAAAUACUGACAAAUUGGGUCGGCAGCGCGUGUCCAACGCCACCCCAAAGUGUCAGUAUUUGAGGGUCCGGGGAUGAGACUUAAGGUUACAUUUUGUUGCUUUGUGUAUAGUCAUUGAGAGUAUCACAAUCUGUGGUAAAAAAAAAAAACCCCAACAACUUAUUUUGUAUAUUAUCACUAUUAUUAUUAUCCAUUAUUACAACCUGCGCAUGAAACAGGGGUGCAGACAUGUGGAAGAUGCAUUGGUUUGUAUCGGGAAAAAGAUGCCACAGAAUGCAUUAUAAUACAUUUUAUAAUAAAUUUUUUAAAUAAAAAGUGUUGUUCAGUAUUACUGAAAUAAAUUCUGGUUUUCAAGUUGACAAGUA